UCAAUGGCAAGUCAAGCAACCCGCCCACACACCAAAUCCAAGCAAGGAGCAGUAGCAGUCAGCUAACUGCCCGCCGAUCACUUCUCUCUCCCGCCAGCUCCAUUCAAUUCUUGCGGCUUCGUUGCAAUGGCGGCCGUGAACAAGUCCGUCGAGCGGCUGGCGCAGCGCCUGGUGGCCCCGGCCGAGCCCACGCCGGUCGGCCCGCUCCGCCUGUCCUGGCUUGAUCGGUACCCCACCCAGAUGGCGCUCAUCGAGUCGCUGCACGUCUUCAAGCCGGCUCCUGACGGCGGCAACGACGCUGGCCCGGCAAGGACCAUCGAGCGGGCUAUGGCGCAGGCCCUGGUGCAGUACUACCCGCUCGCGGGACGCCUGGGGUUCACGGAGGAAGGUGGGCUGCUGCAGGUCGACUGCGGCGGCGACGGCAGCGGCGUCUGGUUCACGGAGGCCGCGGGCUCCUGCGCGCUCGAGGACGUGGAGUACCUGGAGCACCCCAUGAUGAUCGCCAAGGACGAGUUGCUCCCGCCCACGCCCGCCGAAGAGGAGGACGAGCGCAGGCUCGUCUUGCUCGUCCAGGUCACCACCUUCGCGUGCGGCGGCUUCGUCGUCGGCUUCCGCUUCAGCCACGCCGUCUCCGACGGCCCCGGCGCCGCGCAGUUCAUGGCUGCCGUUGGCGAGCUCGCCCGCAGCAGCACAGUAGAAAGCCUGGCGGUGGAGCCGCAGUGGGGCCGUGAGGCCAUCCCGGACCCGGCCGGCGCCGUCGUCGGCAGCCUGCCGAGCCCCGCGGGCGCCAAGAGUCUCGAGUACCUCGCCAUGGACAUCUCGGCGGACUACAUUGGACACUUCAAGUCCCAGUACAACACGGAGCACGCCGGCUCCUGGUGCUCGGCGUUUGAGGUGCUGGUAGCCAAGGCCUGGCAGAGCCGAACCCGCGCCGCGGGUUUCGAGCCGGACUCCACCGUCCACCUCUGCUUCGCCAUGAACGCCCGGCCGCUCCUGCACGCCUCGCUUCCGCGCGCCGGCGCCGGGUUCUACGGCAACUGCUACUACAUCAUGCGCGUCUCGGCGCCCGCGGGCAAGGUGUCCGGCUCCUCCAUCCCGGACGUGGUGAAGAUCAUCAAGGACGGGAAGAGGCGGAUGCCGUCGGAGUUCGCGCGGUGGGCGACCGGGGAGGCCGGGACGGACGGCGGCGAGGACCCUUACCAGAUCACGUCGGACUACCGGACGCUGCUUGUGUCGGACUGGACGCGGCUCGGGUUCGCCGAGGUGGACUACGGCUGGGGCCCGCCGGCACACGUCGUGCCCCUGACGAACCUGGACUACAUUGCGACGUGCAUCCUGGUGAAGCCGUGGGCGCACAAGCCAGGGGCACGGCUCAUCACCCAGUGUGUGACGCCCGACCGUGUCGCCGCCUUCCAUCAGGGAAUGCUCGACAUGAACUGACCGGAGCUGACGGGAGCGGAAGAAGUGGCAUUACUCGUCAUUAUAUAUAUAUAUAUUUACUAUAUGCUUGCAUUGGAUUGGUUGAUGGGAUGGAUUGAUUCAUGGUGUGUAGUCUCACUGAAAAUGAGCUUUGAUCCUGACUUUGAGGAGUUGAUCAGGACUUGUACAACGCAAGGUGCUCAAUAAAAUGAACCAAUUUUUCUUAAGUAUCAUGUGCUUAUCUUCA
Molecule: messenger RNA, 1666 nt
Organism: Triticum urartu
Lineage: Eukaryota; Viridiplantae; Streptophyta; Magnoliopsida; Poales; Poaceae
Product: acyl transferase 7
Source: RefSeq, a predicted model, not a curated record